AUGUCACCACCCUCCACCAACCCGGCCCUCACGGCCUACAAAGUCUACCACCUCUCUCAGAUCAAACUUGACAACGAGUGCCGCCGUCAAACACCCGACCUACACCGCAUCGUCGGCCACGCCUCCAUUGUCGACAAUGUCCGUCGCUGGUCUCGUGAAACCGCCGAACUUUCGGAAACAGUCCUGGUCGACUCCGAUUCAGAUACCGAUUCUGACCCUUUCGAAGACCCGGCCUCGGACGAAGACUCAGAACACGCCGAUACUAUAGGCCAAGUGGCCAUAUAUGACGACGACCUCGACGACAAUGACCAAUUCCAGCAGUGUGAGACCGAUAGCAACGUCCACAACAACCAAACCCCCGUCGACCGAAAGGUUGAACCCCCCAAAAAGUCAACUAUCCCAAGUCCCCAGCGACGACCUCCCCCACCUCCACCAGCCACUUCGCUGUAUGAGUAUGAAAUCAAAACUCAGAACUGGAAACAAAAUCGGCCGAUCCUGGUGAAGGAGACCAUUAUCGAGGUGGAUGCGGACGAUUGA
Messenger RNA from Capronia epimyces CBS 606.96, 537 nucleotides. RefSeq lists its product as uncharacterized. The transcript has a single exon. NCBI's taxonomy places the organism in Eukaryota, Fungi, Ascomycota, Eurotiomycetes, Chaetothyriales, Herpotrichiellaceae. The coding region runs from base 1 to 537 and encodes 178 amino acids. The record is from RefSeq and is a predicted model, not a curated record.